Molecule: messenger RNA, 6566 nt
Organism: Oncorhynchus kisutch (coho salmon)
Lineage: Eukaryota; Metazoa; Chordata; Actinopteri; Salmoniformes; Salmonidae
Product: NFX1-type zinc finger-containing protein 1-like
Exons: 16
Coding region: 531-6227 (1898 amino acids)
Biological process (GO): regulatory ncRNA-mediated heterochromatin formation
Cellular component (GO): nuclear RNA-directed RNA polymerase complex
Molecular function (GO): helicase activity
Source: RefSeq, a predicted model, not a curated record
CAGUGAUGUUGUGUGAUCGUUCAAAUCCAUUUUUCCCAGCCAGGAGCAAUUUUUUUCCAGAGUUCCCAGUUUUUUUCGAAUACUCGGAUGUCGAACAUUUCCGACUUCCCACUGGAACGCAGCAUAUCAUUUGGAAAACGAAACUAACAGGAAACGGCCAGGGCCCAUUUGAAGAGCGCCUCAUGGAAUCAGUGUUGCCAACUAUUUUUAUGUGAGAAUCGUUAUUGGCUCUUUGAUUUGAAGCUAGAUUACGUUUAGUUUCGACAUCACACCACCAAUUUGGCUUGCUGCGGCACGACCGCUGGACGAAAAAGGUAUUCAAAUGAAUGCAAUCACUACUGUAACUCGCUCUGGAUAAAAGCGUCUGCUUCACAUAGGUGAAUUCACCAACACUGACCCGCAGAGAAGGACUAAACUGAUCAUUACUGUCAACCAGACAAGGACAACUGAAAUCCACAUAUUAAAACGUCUGAAUAUUGGGACAGGAAUCACAAGUUCAUAACAAGAGGACCAAUAGUAAGUCAUCCUGUAUGGAUCCCCCAAACAGAGGGGGGCAACAGAGAGGUAGAGGAGGAGCCAACCAUGUCGAUCACAGAAGAGGUGCUGAGGCUGGUCAGAAAGAAGAGGAAGGGAUAGCCAACCAAGGGAGAGGGGGAAGAGGUAGGGGGGCCAGGGAAGAGAUGAGAGGGGUUAAUGGGGGGAACCCGAGGGAGGAUAGGAGAGAGCGAGAUGACAGAGCAGGGAAGGGAAGAGGAAGAGCAGGGGAGGAUGCCAGGGGUAAGGGUGGUAGAGCGGGAGGAGGAGGAAGGGAGAUAGUGGGAGGCAGAGAAAAUAGAGGGGGAGGGAGAGGCAGAGGAGGAGAGAGAGGGGGUGGUAGAGGAAGGGGUGGUAGAGGAAGAGGGGGAGGGAGAGGAAGAUCUAUAGGCGGUGGCACCCCUCAGGUUCAUCCAAUUGAGUACAAAACCUUGGAGAAGCUAUCAGGGAAAGACCCUUCAGAGGUAGCCAUCACUCUGGCCUUGAGCGAUGGACUGGAAGCUCUCCUCGACAAGAGAGAGAUGCGACAGGACCUUGUUCAGCUUCUCUGCCAAGUAUUAUGCAAGGCCUUCUUGUCCAAAACCGACCGCCAAACCGUACAGUGCUUGACUGGCUUAAUCAAGGAUUCCGGAUUCCUCCGAACCAUCCUGCCCCAUUAUGUGAUGGGAAUGGGAUCCGAGUUUGACCACACUCGCCGGGAACAAUACCCCCAGCACUUGGACAACAUCAUGACCCUUCUCUCCAAGGUGCUCAGCAUCUUCCCAGCUAGCUCUAUAAAGGGCGUGUCCAUGAUAGUGGCCCUCUUCAGACCAGUCAUCAACAGCCUGCGAGCCGUGGGGGUGGACGUCCUGAAGCAGACGGAGGAGAACCUGGAUAGGAUCCAGGGCCUGGUCGAGCACCUCCAGGAGAGAGCCAGGGAGGGCACCCUGAGGUCUGAUAACUACUCCUUCAUAACCGCCCAGGAAGACGCCCCACCUGGGGAGGCCGACUUCAGGACCCUGCCCAUCUACCCCACCCCCAAAGAGUUCCACCAGGACCAGAGAUCCUACCUCAGGCCCAACCUCAUCUCCCAACGCUACGCCAGCGGACUGCUCUACCUGGACACGCACUUCCGGCUCAUGCGAGAGGACUUUGUGAGGCCUCUUCGAGAGGGCAUCCAGCAGCUGAUUCAGAGCCAGCAAGACCUGGGCAAUAAAGACAUCCCUUUGAGAAAGUGCCGCUUUGAUGAUAUCAGAGUGUACUUUGACACUCGACUGGUGGUACCAUUGUGCACCCCGUCUGGUUUGGCGUAUAAGGUCCAGUUUGACUCCCAUCCUCUUAAGUUUGUCCGCUGGCAAAACUCCAAGCGGCUGAUAUACGGCUCCCUGCUCUGCAUGUCCUGUGACAACUUUGACACCUUCCUGUUUGCUACUGUGUCGGACCGGGACCCCAAGGAGCUAGAGAAGGGCUUUGUCCAGCUCAGUUUCUUAGGGGAGAGCAGGCGAGCCCUGGCCGGUGUGGAGGCCCACCAAUCCUUCCUCAUGGUGGAGACCACAGCCUACUUUGAGGCCUACCGCUACGUCCUCGAAGGGCUGCAGGAGCUGGAGGUAGAGGAUCUGCCCUUUCAGAGGUAUAUAGUGGAAUGCAGCUCAGACGUCGAACCUCCUGCCUACCUGCCCAGGGCAGAUACGUAUGACCUGUCUGCUAUUGCGGUGCCUGAGUUUAAGAGCAGUAUCAAGAGCUUUCACACCCUGGAUCCUGAAGCCUGGCCCCCCAUGGAGCAGCUGGGAUUGGACGAGUCUCAGAUGAGAGCCCUUCAGAUCGCACUCACCAAGGAGCUGGCUAUCAUCCAGGGACCCCCAGGCACAGGGAAGACCUACACAGGACUAAAGAUCGCCCAGGCUCUGCUUACCAAUCAGGAGAUGGGGAGAGGUUUCACCUCCCCCAUGCUGGUGGUUUGUUACACCAACCACGCUCUGGACCAGUUCCUAGAAGGCAUCCACAAGUUUCUACCAGACGGUAUUGUGAGAGUGGGUGGGCAAAGCAACAGUGAGGUCCUGAAGCGUUUCACCCUGAGAGAGCUGAAAAGCUCCCAUUACUUCCGCCGCAACCUACCGCCACAUCUUCGCCGUGCCAACAGUGAGAUCUAUGAUGCAUUGCGGACAGAAGAGACUAAGAUCCAGACUCAGUCUGUGCAGCUGGAGUGCAGUCUUCGGGGCGUCCUAAGGGAGCAGUACCUCCAAAAGUUCAUCUCAGAGAAACACUGGGAUAGCCUGACGCUACAGCCAGCAUUGGAUGGCUUUGAGAGCUAUGGUGGGAAGAAGCCGUCUCUUGUUAUGGAGUGGCUGGGAUUAGGUUUCACUGUCUUCCAGCAGAGGACGCCACAUCCUCAAAAUUGCAAUGCAGAUGUGGAAAUGGACGAAGCUGAAGAGGAAGAGGACGACCUGAUCGAGAUUGCGGAGGAGGCAGACCUGAUCCAGGCGGAACGCUUUGUAGAAGCCUCAAACACGCAUCAUGGUCGGGAUGAAGAUCUUAGAAAGACGGAGGAGAUAGUCAGAGACAUGGCGGAACUGAUGCUGGCCAUGAACCUGGAGAACAUCGAGAUACAGGCAGAGCAGAGUGAAGAAGGCUGGGAGAUGCAGCGGGUACAGAAGAGGAAGAUGAAACAUCGUAUUAGGAGGGAGCUGGGCAGGCGCUCAGCCGUGAGUGAGGAUGAGGAGGACACCAUUCUGGAUGUGUGGGCUCUCAGUCUGCCAGACAGAUGGAGACUGUACCGGUUAUGGGUGAGGCGUUACCGGACAGAGCUGCGUACGCGAGCCCAGCAGGCGGAGCAGGACUAUCAGGACGCAGCCGAGCGUCUGGCUGAGAUUCGUCUCCGUGAGGACUUAUGUGUUCUGAAGGAUGCCAAGGUCAUCGGCAUGACGACUACGGGGGCUGCUAGAUGCCGCAAAGCUUUGCAGGAAGUGAGUCCCCGCCUGGUGAUCGUGGAAGAGGCGGCGGAGGUAUUGGAGGCCCACACCAUCACCACUCUGAGCCAGGCUUGCCAGCAUCUCAUCCUCAUUGGAGACCACCAACAGCUCCGGCCCAGUGCAACAGUGUUUGACCUGGCCAAGAACUUCAAUCUUGAAGUGUCCAUGUUUGAGAGGCUGAUCAAGAUGGACUUUCCGUAUGUCAGACUUAACUACCAGCAUCGCAUGAGGCCAGACAUUGCCCGUCUCAUAGUCCCUCACAUCUACUCUGAGCUGGAGAACCACCCCUCAGUGAUGGACUUUGAGAAUGUUAAGGGGCUUCAAUCAAACAUGUUCUUUGUGGAGCAUAAUUAUCAUGAAGAGGAGAUCAAGGAUGGAAAAAGUCACCAGAACCGCCACGAGGCCCUCUUUGUGGUAGCGCUGUGUCGCUACCUCUUGUUACAGGACUACCAGCCGUUCCAGAUCACCAUCCUCACCACUUACACAGGCCAACUCCACUGUCUGCGCAACCUCAUGCCAGCCAAAGAGUUCAAUGGGGUCAAAGUUCAUGUUGUUGACAAAUAUCAAGGGGAGGAGAAUGAUAUUGUCCUGCUGUCCCUGGUUCGAAGUAACAAACAGGGGAAGGUGGGUUUCUUGAACAUCCCCAACCGUGUCUGUGUAGCCCUGUCAAGGGCUAAGAAGGGCCUCUACUGCAUUGGAAACAUGGACAUGUUGGGAAAGGUCAAGCUCUGGAGCAACAUCCUGCACAUGUUGCGAGAGAAGGACCAAGUGGGCUCUGCAAUGACUUUGUGCUGCCAGAACCACCCUGAGCGACACAUUAAAGUGUCCUGCGGAGACGACUUCAAACAAGCUCCCGAGGGAGGCUGCAACCUGCCCUGCGAGUUCCGCUUGAACUGUGGUCACGUGUGCUCCAGUGCCUGCCACCCGUACGACCAAGAGCACAUAAAGUACACAUGCAACAAAAAGUGCCAGAAGGUCCUUUGUGAGCUGGGGCAUCGAUGCCAACGUCAGUGCUACCAGGAGUGCCCUACUGACUGCCUUAAGCAGGUAGAAAAGAUUGUACCACAGUGCCAGCACAAGCAGAUGGUGCCCUGUCACCAGGCUCCGGAGAAGUUUGUCUGCCUGGAGCCCUGUCAGCAGAAGCUCAUGUGUGGGCAUCCAUGUGCCUUGGUGUGUGGGGAGUCCUGCACCACCACCUGCAUGGUGAUGGUCACAUUGGAGCUCAAAUGUGGACACAAGCAAGAAGAUCCCUGUCAUUAUAAGAGCUCUACCAUACAGCCAGAAUGCAGGACACAUUGCACACAGAUGCUGAAGUGUGGCCACCCCUGUCCUGGUUCCUGCCAGAGGUGCCACCAGGGCCGCUUCCACAUGGGCUGUUUCCACCAAUGUGAUCGCCUCCUAGUCUGCUCCCAUAAGUGUCGGGAGCCCUGUACACGUGGAUGCCCACCCUGUCAAAUGCGCUGUGAGAAUCGCUGCAUCCAUAGUGUCUGUAUGAAGCCAUGCGGCCAGCCCUGUGCCCGCUGCAUAGAGCCUUGUGCCUGGAAGUGCCCUCAUCAGCGCUGCAGCAAGCUUUGCCAUGAGCCUUGUGACCGUCCACCAUGCACCCAACCCUGCACCAAAACCUUGACCUGUGGGCACCCAUGCAUCGGCCUGUGUGGAGACCCAUGCCCCAACAAGUGUCGUGUUUGCCACCACGAGGAGGUAACAGAGAUCUUCUUUGGUACGGAGGACGAUGUUGAGGCCUGUUUCAUUCAGCUAGAGGACUGCGGACACUUGUUUGAGUCCACGUCCAUGGACACAUACAUGGGAAUGGAUGAGAACCAGCAGGCUACCGGAAUAAAGUUGAAGGAGUGCCCCAAGUGUCGCACACCCAUCCGCAGGAAUCUCCGGUACGGGGCUCAUGUCAACCGGAGUCUGGUGGAAAUUGAAAAAGUGAAGGAGAAGAUUAAUGGAACACAGUCAGAUAUUGAGGCACAGAAGGUGGUCCUUAAGCAGCAAUGGAUUGACAAGGAGGACUUGCUAAGGUACCUACCUAUGGAGUACAUACAGAUCAGAGAUACACUGAGAGCCUCCGACCUCACAGCAAAUGAACUAUGGAUCACUGAGAACAAGAUGGCCUUACUUGAGAGACUGAACAAGCUGCUGAAGAUUCGUAGGGGACACAUGUCAAGCGUAGAAACCUUUUACUUUGACGAGAAGGUUCCAGAGUUCCUGAGGUGGCUGAUGGAUCAUCACCAAAAGUUCUCAGAGCAGCAGGCAUCUGAUCUGCAGAGAGAGCUACAGAGGCUCUCCUUUUUGGCGGAGCUUAACGCCCGCUGCAAGAUGGCUAAUGGAACAGGCCACGUCCACGUCCAGGCUGAGGUCAGAGCCAUGAGGAAGGUUCUGGAGAGAAUGCAGCCAUUCACUCAGCAAGACAAGGACUUGGUAAAGCAAGCACUUAAAGAACUGGAUAAAAAGCUACCAAGCACUGGCCUGGGGAUCACUGAUGAAGAAAGGAUGAUGAUUGUUAAAGCUAUCAACCUGAGUGUUGGACACUGGUACAAGUGUCCCAACAAUCACAUCUACGCCAUCGGAGAAUGUGGACGGGCCAUGGAGCAAAGCAACUGCCCAGAAUGCAACGCUACGAUUGGUGGAGCAAGCUAUGCUCUGGUGAGUGGCAACAGAGUGGCUUCAGAGAUGGAUGGGGCGCAAGAGUCCGAAGUCAAUAAUGUACUGAACUUUGAUCUGAUGCACCUUGAUGAUUAAAACCAGAUUGUUUUCAGUUUAAUUGUGACUUGUCAUAACUGAUGUGACAGUUAUCACAAUUGGUACUCCAGAAAGCAUAGCUGUAUUAAUUGAUAUAUUUAUUCUGAAAUUACAGUAAAUUAUUAAUUGAAUGUGAUGAAAUUAAUCUGCUUCGUGAAGUAUAAUACAUAUUAAUUUUUAUUUCGCAGAGGUGAGGUUUAAUAAUGUCACCCCAGAGUACAAUACUGCAAUUAUAUGUGACUUUUUGCUACUGUAUCUGUGUGAUCUUGAAAGUUGAAAAUUAACGAUUGAUUUUUUAAAAAUCAUUACACACGGUACAAUAAAGAAUUACGCAAACGA